UAAUCAAAAAUCUAAUUUCAGAUCAAAUAUGAGUCAGUUGUGAAUAGAAGAGUAAAUUUUAUAGGAAAAAUGGCGACCAAAUCCUUCUCUCGACAAUCCAGUGUGUCUGAUCAGCUAAUCACCUUCAAGGAUGUAUUGAAUCCUCGUUCUGAUUUUGACCAGCUAGAACGAUUAAUCUUAUCAAACCUGGACGAGAAGGAAAAAAUCUGUCUCAAAGACUUCAAAAAAUAUAUUGUGAAAGGAGAAGGUGUUUGGGUGCUAGACCAACAAAUUCUUGACUUUGUGGCCGGACUUUUAGAGCAUAGAUCUUUAAACCUGGAUAUUCGAGUUAAGUUGUUAAGGUUGCUGGCGGCAGCAGCCCUUCGUGAUGAUUUCUGGAGUUUUCUACAGAUGGAUAGAAAGAAUCGAACCCUGAUGCGCUUCCCAAACUUGUUCGAGAACUUAACCGUUGAGGAGCAGAAGGGCGUGGCAUUAUUUCUAGUUAACACAUUCUCAACCCCCCAGGGAGCUGACUGGUUAAUGUAUGGGAGCACGUGGAAACUGGACGAGGAAACUGAGACGAGUAAUGUUAAAAUAACUGCCAAAGUAGCGGGAUACAGCCUAGUUAGCUAUACUCCUAGUCUACAGGAAUACGGGAGUGCUCUUAUAUAUAACAUAGCCCUGAAAGAAACCAAAGCUCUGAGUGUUCCUAAGAAUAAGUAUACUGAAGAAGAUUUGCCUACAGUAGAUCUGGAUUAUGGAACUGUGUCAAAUCAAGAUAUUAUGGAAACCCGAGAAAGUACCCAGUUUGUAACCUUGAAAGUGUACAAUGAUGUCGCUGUGGAACUAAGCAUGGCGACUCUGAAAUACAUCAAGAAAACAAAAAAUCCACCAGAGGAAGUUCUGUACCGUUGUAUGAAAAGUUUGGUUAAGUUCUCUUAUAUUAUUCCGAAUGAUAUUCUGCAUUGUGUAGCAAUGGUACAGGUUGAUCUGGACACUUUGAUCCCAGGAAACUCAGCCAGGAUUGAUGCUGAGAUGAAAAUGUUGAAAGCUAAACUAAUAAAAUCUACAGAAUAGAAAAUCCCUAAAUAAAUUUACACCCCCCGCCGUAUAACAUUAUUAUCAUUUAAGAUAGCCAUCGGGAUGUAUUACAGGAGGGGAUUUACACCUAUUUAUAUUGUACUUAAUAAUUAUACUGCCAGUUAAACUAAGCAUAUCAAGUAUCAUAUAACCCCUAUCAUUUUAUUUAGC
Molecule: messenger RNA, 1230 nt
Organism: Eurytemora carolleeae
Lineage: Eukaryota; Metazoa; Arthropoda; Copepoda; Calanoida; Temoridae
Exons: 12
Coding region: 70-1056 (328 amino acids)
Source: RefSeq, a predicted model, not a curated record